Messenger RNA from Colletotrichum higginsianum IMI 349063, 606 nucleotides. Its product is annotated as Clathrin adaptor complex small chain. The transcript has 3 exons. Gene Ontology annotation, biological process: retrograde vesicle-mediated transport, Golgi to endoplasmic reticulum; intracellular protein transport; intra-Golgi vesicle-mediated transport. Gene Ontology annotation, cellular component: COPI vesicle coat. The record is from RefSeq and is a predicted model, not a curated record. Lineage: Eukaryota; Fungi; Ascomycota; Sordariomycetes; Glomerellales; Glomerellaceae. The coding region runs from base 1 to 606 and encodes 201 amino acids.
AUGGCUCCUGGAAUGUCCCUUUUCUCCGUCAACGCGAUUCUGAUCCUCAGCAUUGAGGAUGGAUCGCGUCUAUUCUCCAAGUAUUACAGCGCACCCCACCACACCGGCUCGGCGACACACAACGGCAACUCGAACUCUUCUGGCAGUCCGUAUCCCGAUGUGAAGUCGCAAAAGGCCUUUGAGAAGGGCCUCUUGGAGAAGACUGCGAAGCAGACCGGCGAUAUCAUCCUGUACGAUAACCGGAUUGUGCUCUACAAGAUGGAAUCAGACGUCAUGAUGUACGUGGUCGGAGGCGUCGACGAGAACGAGGUGCUCCUCUACAACGUCAUCCUGGCCCUGAGAGACUCCCUGCACCUGCUCUUCAAGCAAUCCGUCGACAAGCGCACAAUCGUUGAAAACUACGACCUCGUUUCCCUCGCUAUUGACGAGAUCGUCGACGACGGCAUCAUUCUCGAAACCGACCCCACCAUCAUCGUCCAAAGAGUGAGCAAGGCGCCGGCGCAAGAUGUCGACCUCCGCCGCAUCGACCUCAGCGAACAAGGUGUCAACAACUUGGCCCAGCUUGGCAAGUCGAAACUGGCCGACUGGCUGCGACAAGGCUUGUAA